CAGCAGAGCGAUUCCUCAGUGCGUUACAGGGGGUGUGCGCGUCUGGGCAUAAGUCAUAAAUACCGUCUGAAUAGUUAUACCAGUCCAUACGAAAAAUAUCUAUACUUUCAGUUUACUUUAUUUAUACUUUGAGCAUACUUGUACUGUCGAAUAACGCUACGUCUGGAAGGCAUUUAGGGAUAACAAGUGGGACUUUUGCUUAAUAAAAUCAUCCCUCCAGCAAGUUUCUACCAUGCCUUCUCAGUCCCAUGGAGGAAGAGACAGCAUAAACAUAUUGGAUCUUGUUAUCACCCAGAAAGCCCUGCAGCCAACCUCCACAGACAAAUGGCACAACAAUCAGUGGCAGUGCUGAAAAUUUACUAUCCUGACCUGUCAGUAUUUUUUUAUGUCUCUGCCAAGGACAUGUGAUUUGUACACGCAUUGGCAAGGGCUCCUGCCUCCUGGCAUCAAAGAUCUGGGAUUGAUGAGGUAGCAACUUUUGCAGUCUUGAGUCAGACGAAGGGGAGAUACAAAUGGUGGACUCCCAACUCCUGAGCUGAAGUUUGCAAAGCUGACUUCAGAUUUAACAGAACAUUGCAGUCAAUCCCAAAAACAUUUGACUAAUGAAUUAACCAUAAACAAAGCAAACAUGGUUCCCUCGGGUGAGAACAUAACUUUCCCUGUGUCAGAGAACUGUCCCAACUGCAGCUCCUCUUCCUACGCUGACAUGGAUAACACUAAGGCUGUGACCCUGGGUCUGGUGCUGGGAGUGUUUGUCAUCUUCGGGGUUCUAGGUAACAUCCUGGUCAUUCUGUCUGUGGUGUGCCACCGCCACCUGCGCUCUGUCACACACUACUUCAUCGCCAACCUGGCAGCAGCCGACCUGCUCCUGAGCUCCACCGUACUGCCCUUCUCUGCCACUUCGGAGGUCCUGGGGCGCUGGGUGUUUGGCCGGCCAUUCUGCAGUGCUUGGGCUGCCUUGGAUGUUCUCUGCUGCACUGCCUCUAUCCUCAGCCUGUGUGUCAUCUCUGUGGACCGUUACCUUGCCGUCAGCUACCCGCUGCGCUACCCGGCCAUGGCCACUGGGCGGCGCGGCCUGGUCGCAGUGACAGCUCUCUGGGGCCUCUCGGCAGCCAUAUCCGUGGGUCCGCUCUUCGGCUGGAAGGAGCCUGACCCAGAGGACGAGACUGAGUGCCGGAUCACAGAGGAACCGGGUUAUGCUAUUUUCUCUGCCCUGGGGUCGUUCUAUGUGCCACUGGCCGUCAUUCUGGCCAUGUACUGCAGGGUGUAUGUGGUGGCCAAGCAGAAGUCCCGGGAUCUGAGGGAGGGCAGGAAGAGUGAGGGGGGGAUGGUCACGAAAGGAGAGGGAGUGACACUGAGGAUCCAUCGGGGAAAUGCCCCUGCUGUGCCAGAGGGCCAAGAGGAGGAGGGAGAAAAGGGCACCAUUAGGCGGAGACGCACCACCUUCGCCCUUAUGCGCCUGCUGAAGUUUUCCCGGGAGAAGAAGGCAGCCAAGACACUGGGCAUCGUGGUUGGCUGCUUCGUUCUCUGCUGGCUGCCCUUCUUCCUGGUUAUGCCCAUUGGCUCCAUAUUCCCAUCGUACAGGCCACCUGACACCAUCUUUAAGAUCACCUUCUGGCUGGGCUACCUCAACAGCUGUAUCAACCCGAUUAUCUAUCCCUGCUUCAGCCAGGAGUUCAAGAGGGCAUUCCUCAACGUUCUGCAUGGACGCUGUCUCAGACAAGGGGGCAGGAGUUCUAAAUCUUUGGGGUUUGCUUCUUCCUAUGGUCCCAGUCCUGGUCCAUCGUCUCUUAUCAGAUCCAAGCCUCCCCCCUCCUCCUCCAGCUUCUCCACCAAGCCCUGCCAAGCCCCCUCCCCAGCCUCUCCCUCCUUGGGCUGCUGUAGGACCUUCUCUGGCUCAUCUUCCUCAGUGGGGGUGCCAAGCCAUACCCACAUUGCUCGGGUCCAGAGUAAAAGCCUGCUGAAGGCGUGGUGCUUUGCAGCGGGGGAAAGACCGCCACCAUUGGGUGCUCCUUGCCGAAGCCCUUCAGCCUGUCGUGCUGCUUCAUGUCAAGCCAAAGUCCAUCGCCUCUCCAUGGGAGCGAAAGGGGAGGCAGUGUGACUGGGAACACUAAAGGCUGCUGGAUAGUAAAAAAAUCGCAAAUUCUAGGAAAAUAAGUGAUUGUAAUUGCCGUGAAAUAAAGUCAUAUCUAUAGACUUGCUGGAGUCAGUCUAGCUAUUAACAUUAGACUUAUGUCUGAUGUUUCUUCAGGUUGCAGGGAAUGGGAGAUAGAACACUGCUCUCAGGGAGAAAGUAACACACCUGAAGGUAGAGAUGUACUGUACUGUAUGUGCUGUGACGCAGUGUAUAGAUGGAUGUAUGAAUCAAAAGGAGGAUACACAGUGUCAGAACAGAAAUUGAAUACAGAGUACUGAGUUAGUACAGAGAUUGAAAACAUGUGCUUUCUGGUCACUGAAGAGCAGUGGUGGAAAAAUUACCCAAUUGUCAUACUUGAGUAAAAGUAAAGAUACCUUUACUUGAGUCAUUUUCUAUUAAGGUAAACGUUACCUAGUAAAAUUCUACUUGAGUAAAAGUCUAAAAGUAUUUGGUUUAAAAUAUAUUUAAGUAUCAAAAGUAAAUGUAAUUGUUAAAAUAUACUUAAGUAUCAAAAGUAAAAGUAUAAAUCAUUUAAAAUUCCUUAUAUUAAGCCAACCAGAGGGCACUAUUUUCUUAUUUUUUUUUAUUUAUAGUUAGCCAGAGGCACACUCAAACAUAAUUUACAAACAAAGCAUGUGUGUUUAGUGAGUCUGCCAGAUCCGGGCAGUAGGGAUGACCAGGGAUGUUCUGUUGAUAAUUGUGUGAAUUGGACCAUUUUCCUGUCCUGCUCAGCAUUCACAAUGAAACAAGUACUUUCGGGUGUCAAGGAAAAUGUAUGGAGUAAAAAGUACAAUCUUUUUUUAAGGAAUGUAGUGAAGUAAAAGUAAAAGUAGUCAAAAAUAUCAAUAGUAAAGUACAGAAACCCCCAAAAAACGACUUAAGUAGUACUUUAAAGCAUUUAUACUUAAGUACUUUACACCACUGUUGAAGAGGAGUCCUUGAGAAAAUGUACAUACAGUAUGUUCAACAUUGUCUAAUGUCAAUAUUUGUGACAUGCUUAACAUCUGACGUGCAGUUUUCACAGUGCUUUGUACCGAACAAUUUAACAUGUGCUCAGUUCUUGUAAAGUGCUGUGCUGCUGGCAUGUACAGUGGCUUGCGAAAGUAUUCACCCCCUUGGCAUUUUUCCUAUUUUGUUAUUAUACAACCUGGACUCAAACUAGAUUUUUGGGGGGUUUUGGAUCAUUUGAUUUACACAACAUGCCUAGUGCUUUGAAGAUGCACAAUAUUUUUUCUUGUGAAACAAACAAGAAAUAAGACAAAAAAAAUGAAAACAUGAUCGUGCAUAAAUAUUCACGCCCCCCCAAAGUCAAUACUUUGUAGAGUCACCUUUUGCAGCAAUUACAGCUGCAAGUCUCUUGGGGUAUGCCUCUAUAAGCUUGGCACAUCUAGCCACUGGGAUAUUUGCCCAUUCUUCAAGGCAAAACUGCUUCAGCUUCUUCAAGUUGGAUGGGUUCCGCUGGUGUACAGCAAUCUAAGUCAUAACACAAAUUCUCAUUUGGAUUGAGGUCUGGGCUUUGACUAGGGCAUUCCAAGACAUUUAAAUGUUUCCCCUUAAACCACUCGAGUGUUGCUUUAGCAGUGUUCUUAGGGUCGUUGUCCUGCUGCAAGGUGAACCUCCGUCCCAGCCUCAAAUCUCUGGAAGACUGAAACAGGUUUCCCUCAAAAUUUCCCUGUAUUUAGCGCCAUCCAUCAUUCCUUCAAUUCUGACCAGUUUCCCAGUCAAUGCCGAUGAAAAACAUCCCCUCAGCAUGAUGCUGAGGGAUGGUGUUCUCGGGGUGAUGAGAGGUGUUGGGUUUGCGUCAGACAUAGCGUUUUUCUUGAUGGCCAAAAAGCUCUGACCAGAGUACCUUCUGCUAUAUGUUUGAGGAGUCUCCCACAUGCCUUUUGGCGAACACUAAAUGUGUUUGCUUAAAAAGCAAUGGCUUUUUAUGGCCACUCUUCCAUAAAGCCCAGCUUUGUGGAGUGUACAGCUUAAAGUGGUCCUACGGACAGAUACUCAAAUCUCCACUGUGGAGCUUUGCAGCUCAUUCGGGGUAAUCUUUGGUCGCUUUGUUGACUCUCUGAUUAAUGCCCUCUUUGCCUGGUCCGUGAGUUUUGGUGGGCGACCCUCUCUUGGCAGGUUUGUUGUGGUGCCAUAUUCUUACAUUUUUUAAAUAAUGGAUUUAAUGGUGCUCCGUGGGAUGUUCAAAGUUUAGAAUAUUUUUUUUUAACCAAACCUGAUUUGUACUUAUCCACAACUUUGUCCCUGACCUGUUUGGAGAGCUCCUUGGUCUUCAUGGUGCUGCUUGCUUGGUGGUGCCCCUUGCUUUGUGGUGCCUCUUGCUUAGUGGUGUUGCAGACUCUGGGGCCUUUCAGAACAGGUGUAUAUAUACUGAGAUCAUGUGACAGAUCACACUUAGAUUUCACACAGGUGGACUUUAUUUAACUAAUUAUGUGACUUCUGAAGGUAGUUGGUUGCACCAGAUCUUAUUUAGGGGCUUCAUUGCAAAUGGGGUGAAUACAUAUGCACGCACCACUUUUCCAUUUUAUAUUUUUUAGAAUUUUUUGAAACAAGUAAUUUUUUACAUUUCACUUCAGCAAUUUGGACUAGUUUGUGUAUGUCCAUUACAUGAAAUCCAAAUAAAAAUCCAUUUAAAUUACAGCUUGUAAUGCAACAAAAUAGGAAAAAUGCAAAGGGAAAUGAAUACUUUUGCAAGGCACUGUAUAAGCAUCUGUGUAACGUAUUGAAAUCUCCUCCCCAUUAAAUGCAAUGGAAAUUAUGUACAGAAAAUAUUUUCAUACUAAAUAUAUUAUCAUGCCUCUCUCCAAUCACAGUUGAAUAUUUCACUGUAUCUGCACCAAUCCUCUAUGAAAAGUAAACAUGUCACCUGUUGUUUUGCAUGUGUGAUUAAUAUACUGAAGUAAAGUAUGAACGCAACAUGCAACAAUUUCAUUGAUUUUACGGAGUUACAGUUCAUACGAAAUCAGUCAAUUGAAAUUAUGCCCUAAUCUGAGAUCUAACAUGACUGGGAAUACAAACAUACAUCUGUUGGUUACAGAUACCUUAAAAAUAAAUCUCACAAUGGGCCUCGGGAUCUUGUCACUGUAUUUUUGUGCAUUCAAAUUUCCAUCAAUAAAAUGUAAUUGUGUUUGUUGUC
This is a messenger RNA of Salvelinus fontinalis (brook trout), 5276 nucleotides long. RefSeq names its product alpha-1A adrenergic receptor-like. The record is from RefSeq and is a predicted model, not a curated record. The coding region runs from base 629 to 2101 and encodes 490 amino acids. Gene Ontology annotation, molecular function: alpha1-adrenergic receptor activity. NCBI's taxonomy places the organism in Eukaryota, Metazoa, Chordata, Actinopteri, Salmoniformes, Salmonidae. The transcript is spliced from 3 exons. Gene Ontology annotation, biological process: cell-cell signaling; positive regulation of cytosolic calcium ion concentration; adenylate cyclase-activating adrenergic receptor signaling pathway. Gene Ontology annotation, cellular component: membrane.